Molecule: messenger RNA, 1170 nt
Organism: Lodderomyces margitis
Lineage: Eukaryota; Fungi; Ascomycota; Pichiomycetes; Serinales; Debaryomycetaceae
Exons: 1
Coding region: 1-1170 (389 amino acids)
Biological process (GO): phospholipid translocation; retrograde transport, endosome to Golgi
Cellular component (GO): trans-Golgi network; endosome
Source: RefSeq, a predicted model, not a curated record
AUGACUGUAUCACAGGCCCAACCACAAGCGAAAUCACCAUCUUCUUCUUCAUCACCAUUAUCAUUACUACCGGAAGAUUAUCUAUAUUACCUCGAUUACCUCCCCGACUUGCAAAAAUGCGUCAACUUAUUCAUGACAUUCACUCCAUUAUUCUCCUACGGAUCAACAUGCAUCUCCAUCUACAAACGCCAAACGUCGCUUGGGUUCAGUAUAGACAUAUGCGGCACCAUGUUUAUGGCCAGCAUAUUGCGCAUAUUCUACUACUUGUGUCAACCUUAUGAAAUCACCCUUUUGCAUCAGUCAAUCGUCAUGAUUGGCAUACAAAUUGUCUUGUUAAAGAUUAGUUUAAGAUUUAGGCCCCAAAACUAUGAUCCGGAGCUCUUGGCGGCAUUUCCAAGAUGGGAUCAAGAGUUUGAAAAUAAUUUACCAAGAAGGUUAAGUUCGUCGAAUUAUAUUGUCCAACAUAAAGAUUAUACGUCCUUGGGCAUAAUUAAUUGGGUAUUGAUGCAGUUGGAUAAUGGCAUCUUGGUGAGUUGGAGUUAUUUCAAAACGGGGUUUAAACAGACAUUGCGAUUAUUUGAUGUUUAUUACAAACGACCAGGAUUAUUCUGGCAAUGGUUGGAUGAAUCGGCUUAUUGGACAUUCUUGACUGGGUUUGCUACAGUUUUCGGCAUUUUAACCCUUGUGUUCCAUAAUAACGCCACUUAUGCCAACACAAUCGGUAUAUUGGGAUUGUUUAUCGAAUCAUUAUUGCCCAUCCCGCAAAUUCUCAUGUUGAAUCGAAUUCAAUCAGUAAAAAAUUUCAAAAUUAUCUUGCUUUUGUCAUGGUUAGGUGGCGAUUGCACCAAGAUUUCCUAUUUGGUGUAUGGUACCGAUGACGUAUCGGUCAUUUUCAUAGCUGCUGGGUUAUUUCAAAUGAGUUUGGAUGUGUAUAUUGCGUUCCAAUACUUGACGUUGAAGUAUGGUGGUGAUUCGUGGGUGAAGGGGGCUAAUUUUCUCGGUCUGAGCUCCAGUGGACAACGCAAAUCAGUUGAUGAAAUUGUUGACCAUUUGGUAUUGAAUGCCAGUAGUUCUCAUGGCAAGUAUCAAAAGAAUGAAGAUGGUGAAGAAUAUGAAAUGAAUGUGUUUGAUUCUGAUUUUAAAAGUCGACCAGUGAAAAGUUCUCCCUAA